AUGUCCUAUCCGUAUAACAACAAUGCUGCCGGUGGAUCCAAUCCAGGCGUGUACAUCCCUGGCCAGCCGAAGCAGCAGCAGCCACAGCAACAGGGUGGCUAUCAGCCCUCUCCGGCAGCGUAUGGGACUUCGCAUGGCUAUCAGCCCUCUCAGCAAGCGCAGUCGUAUGGAUAUGUUCCCAACCAACAGCAGACUUACCAGCAACCGCAGAGCUACAGCUACACUCCAACUCAGACGUCCUAUCAACCACAGACAUCCUAUCAGCCACAAGCAACUCAAACCUACGCGCCGACACCUUCUUACCAGCAGCAACCAACACCAGCCAGUGCCACAUCCCCUGCUGCUACUGCGGCAGUCCCUUCCAGCACCACCAAGAGCCCCACAGACAUUAGUCUCGUGGUAGUGGCCACCACUAGUAGUGGAGCCCCCACCACCAUUCAAAUGGAAGUGGAUCCAACCGAUACCACACUGGGAGACAUUACCGAAAUGAUUGCCGAUGAAAUUGGAAUUCCUGCACAGCUACAACUCAUCAAGUACAAGAACAAAAACAUGGACAGUCGAACAUUGACACUCAAACAACUCAAUUUUCCAGACAAGAGUCAGUUGGCUGUGUCACAGAAACAGCAGCCUUCUACUAAUACAAAUCAAGCUGCUGGUAGUACUGGUACUAGACCACAACAACAACAACAAAAUCAACCCGAAGGAAAUGAAGCUCUGCGAGCCGAAUUUGACAAGAUUGAUUUGGACAAGAGUGGAACCAUUGAUCAAAAGGAACUCUCCAAGGUCUUUUUGGGAUGGGCACCGGCAUCACUCGUCAAAAAGGCAAUGGCCAUGGCCGACACCAAUCGAGAUGGGAAAAUUGAUUUUGAAGAAUUUUGCAAAAUUAGAAAACAACUGGGAGGAGGGUCCAAAAAGGGUGGUGGUAAAAAGUAA
Seminavis robusta is the source of this 933-nucleotide messenger RNA. The record is from the annotation of a GenBank genome assembly. NCBI's taxonomy places the organism in Eukaryota, Bacillariophyta, Bacillariophyceae, Naviculales, Naviculaceae.